This is a messenger RNA of Mycena indigotica, 1311 nucleotides long. Its product is annotated as Acid protease. Gene Ontology annotation, molecular function: aspartic-type endopeptidase activity. The record is from RefSeq and is a predicted model, not a curated record. The coding region runs from base 1 to 1311 and encodes 436 amino acids. Gene Ontology annotation, biological process: proteolysis. The transcript is spliced from 8 exons. NCBI's taxonomy places the organism in Eukaryota, Fungi, Basidiomycota, Agaricomycetes, Agaricales, Mycenaceae.
AUGUUCAACAAGGCGUCUCUCCUUCUUACCAUCACCCUCGCUGUGUCAGCCUUCGCAGGUCCAACCCGCGAGCCAAACCCGUCCAAGCGGGAAUCGGAUGGCGUCGCCAUUCCAAUGGCGAAGCGCGCUGGGCUGACUACUUCUGCUGGAGUAUUCGACCACGACAGGGCCAUUGCAGCCACCGUCCUCACAGCUAACAAACACCGGAACAACUUAUUGUCUUUGAAAGAGAACAAGGGUAUCGCCGCCUUCAAUGCGGGUGCGGAAAUUAAAGAGCUCCGGAAAACGCCGCUUGAUGUUGAGGCGCGUAUGCAACAGCGCGCUGUUAAGCGCCAGUCUGAGAAGCUCACCGAUGAGGAGAACGACCUCGAGUGGGCUGGCUCGAUCUCUAUUGGCACACCUGCCCAGAAAUUCCUCAUCGACUUCGACACUGGCUCGUCCGACCUUUGGGUGCCAUCUAGUUCUUGCACAAGCUCCACGUGCAAAAAGAAGAGCCGCUAUGCUGUAUCCAAGUCUUCCUCCAGCGCCAAGAAGUCGGGCUCCUUCUCUAUCCAAUAUGGCGAUGGUUCCACCGUCAGCGGGGGCGUCUACACUGACACAGUUGCUGUUGCGGGCAUUAAAGCGAGCAAGCAAUACUUCUCGCCUGUGACCACCCUCAGCUCCAGCUUCGACGACGACCCUAUUGACGGUAUUCUGGGUCUGGCUUUCCCUGCCAUCUCGAACCUGAAGCACGACCCCUUCUUCUACACUGCAGUCAGCAACGGCAACGUCAAGACCCAACAGUUCAGCUUCUACCUCGCGCAAACGGGCUCAGAGCUGUACAUUGGUGGGACCAAUUCGAAGCUGUUCACUGGCGCAAUUGAGUUCCACUCCGUCGAUGCGUCCGGUGGAUUCUGGCAGGCCACGAACGGCAAGGUCAAAAUUGGCACCUCGACCGUUGUCUCUGGUAUCCAAACCAUUAUUGACUCUGGCACCACCCUUGCGUAUGGGCCUCCCGAUGCCGUCAAGAAGAUCUUUGCAAGUGUAAAGGGAUCUAAACUCUUCGACGCUUCCAAUGGCUUUUACUCGUAUCCAUGCAACUCCCCACCUCAGAUCUCCUUCAACUGGGGAGGCAAAGACUGGACAAUUUCUUCCGCUAACAUCAACCUUGGCCAGACCAAAGCCGGGUCAAGCGACUGUGUUGCGUCGCUUGCCGCGCAGGAUCUUGGGUUGGGCAACGGAGUGUGGCUGCUGGGCGAUGCCUUCAUGAAGAACGUCUACUCUGUUUUCGAUGUGAAGCAGAAGGCAGUUGGGUUCGCCAAGCUUGCAUAA